This is a messenger RNA of Diprion similis, 3347 nucleotides long. RefSeq lists its product as uncharacterized. Bases 134 to 2053 code for a protein of 639 amino acids. Gene Ontology annotation, cellular component: nucleus. Lineage: Eukaryota; Metazoa; Arthropoda; Insecta; Hymenoptera; Diprionidae. The transcript is spliced from 2 exons. Gene Ontology annotation, biological process: regulation of transcription by RNA polymerase II; central nervous system development. Gene Ontology annotation, molecular function: RNA polymerase II cis-regulatory region sequence-specific DNA binding; DNA-binding transcription factor activity, RNA polymerase II-specific. The record is from RefSeq and is a predicted model, not a curated record.
CGGUGCGGACGUUGUGAGCGCGCGUGGCGUCGUUGCGGUUGGUUAAUGCUGAAUUAAAGACCGGUGUUUGGGGUGCGGAGGACUGUGUAGAGUGUGAAUCGAGGCUUGUGGGUGUCGCAAAUAGCGAGCAUCGAUGGAAUUGCAUACGCCAAAACGAGAGUCGCGGGCCCUGGGCCUGCAGGACGGACUUCCCUGCAGCCCGCCGAUGUGCGACACGAUGCUCUACCCCUGGAACUGGGGCGAGGAGGCGAGGAACGUGAACCUCAGCCCCGGGAGCUCGUGCUCGUCGCCGGAAUACCGGGAUCGCGGCGUCGCCGCCGUACGAGGAUCCGGCAGCGCCGGAACCGGCAUCAACGAAAACGGGAACGCCGACGGCGGAGGUGCCGGUACACGUUCCUCGUCCUCGGAGAGUCAUCGCCGCGGUCGGCCGAGGGCCGAUGCUUUGACGAAUCUGAUGAAGCAAGGCAGCACGUCACCGAGUAGCAUCAAGUGUACCUUCUGCAACAGGGUCUUCCCGAGGGAGAAGAGCCUUCAGGCGCACCUGCGCACUCACACAGGAGAACGACCUUAUCCUUGCGAUUAUCCGGGUUGCACAAAAGCCUUCACGCAAUCCGGGCAGUUGAAAACACACCAGCGUCUUCACACGGGAGAAAAACCAUUUUUGUGUACGGAAGCUGGAUGCGAAAUGAGGUUUACUCACGCGAAUCGUCAUUGCCCGGAUCAUCCUUACGCGACGUUGACGAGAUCCGAUGACUUUGUGCUCAAGCCGGUAACCGGCAAUACAGAUCUGCCUCACGACGUCACACGCUGGCUAGAGCGGUACAAAAUGUCGAGGGAAAGGGAAGACAGAACGCCAACUGGGAAAAAUGAGCGGAAGAAAAAGGCGUGGAAAUGCAGUAUGGACAAUCACAAGAGGACAAAAUCCAGAAAAGGCCUGAUGAUGGACGCUACUGGUGAACAAGAAAAUGUGGAGCGAAAAAUUCAGUCCAACCAGAGGCUCUACUGCGGGGAAAGCCAGGACAGCCAAGAGGAAAGUCAGGACGAAGAUCCGGUGGAAGCCUGCGCCAUGCUUCAGAUGUCCGAAGACGAAGAAUCGACUCAGAUGAGCAAACUCCCCAUAACUCCGGUUCGCAGACCACUGGAUAGACUGCAGCCAAAGAAACGCUGGCUAAGAGAAGCCUGCCUUGAACAACAGCUCGCAAAGCCGCUAAGAUGGGAUCCGCCGUCUAACGGUCAACAAAACUCUGACUCUGCUCAAUUGGACAUUGAGAUUCCACGGGUUCAGUUCGGCACAUCAUUCAACGAAGGUUCGUGCAUCGCGGAGCAGACUUCAGAUUCAAGCCUGAGCACAUUCAACGACACGUUGUGCUACAAGUCUGAGACGGAGAUAUUGGAUUCUGUAUCUCUGGGGUCUAAUCCCAACUCGGAUAUAUCCUGGAAUUUAUCCAUCAAAGUGCCUCCCAUUGACAAUGAAGUCACUGUGGAAAAUUGCUCAGCCGAGAUCGGCUUCGGUGAUAAUUCUUCCUCCGUCAAUCAGCACUGCUGGGAUUCACUGGCGUGCGAGAUCGUGCCCAGCGAAAAUACCAAAGCAUUUAACGUCUCUUCGAUAGCCGCGAGUCCCCGCUGGACCUUGACAAACUCAUUAUUGGAGGAGCAACUUCCUUCGUCAAAUUUCACCCCAGUCAAGAAUAAUUCAAAUCAACUCUCUUCCGUGUCAGCGAUGUCCUGCAGCAGGGAAAACGAGAGAAGACCUACGGUCCUGAUGUUGGCUGGAAGUUGCGCCAACCCUGGCGUCAAGGAAGCUGUCCCGAACAAUAACACAGCAUUGAAUCAGGUCAACGUCAAUGAAAGAACCGGUCCAAAAGUUGUUGUGAUUAAGCAGGAAGUGCAACAGCAGGACGAUUUGAUACCUGAAGAUAACCAGAAGUGGCUUGGAGCACUUGCGCUCAUGGAACUCGCCAAAACCCAACAGGAAGCUGCCAGAGUUUUGGGGCUGAACAAAGAAACGAGAACCCUUGUAUUACCUGCCAACAAACAGUACACGCAUCUUUAGACUGUGAUCGUUAUAUUGGAAACCCAUUUCGUAUUCUUUAAAUCUACAAAAGAGUUCGUGUCUCCGUUAUUAUAAUUUCUUUUAACAAAUUAUUCACUGGUUUUGGGCUGUAAUGUCUUUAAGAUCAAAUGUUACAUCCCAAAAUCCGACUGAAGCCUUAUUGUAUUCAAGAAUAGUCAAUUGUUGAUCAAUCGCUCAUUCCAUGUACAACAUUUUGCUUCAAAGAGCCCCACAAUGUUGAUUUGAGAAAAUAUAUAUUUUGCCAUUUCCUUGUAGCAUUUGUUGAGGAAUCGUUUUUCACCGUAUGAUUCAAGAGCGUUUCCACAUUGUUCACAUCUUUGCAAUGAUUGAUAAUGUGUUUUUUGAAUUUGAUGAAGCGGAAGCUAGCAGCCAGAUAGCAGCCAAACAUGUUCAACUUUUUGAGAAUAGAAAAUGCAGUUUGGUUUUAUCCUUCUAAUUCUACAAAAGUAUCGGGGGUUCAAGGUAUAUCAAAAGUCUUUCAGAUUUCACUGCCUUAUUCGAAUGAACAUUAGAACUUUGGCUGUCAAUACUGGCUGCUAGGUUCUGCCUGGUUAAUGUGUUUUUGAAUUUGUGAGCUAAACUUUCCCGAUCCAUCUUUAGCCACACAUUCCUGAUUUCUGAUUCAUAUAUUUGUACGAUCAUAUGUGCACCGUUAGUAGCGAUUAGAUCUGAAGUGUGCUCAAAAGUUGCCAUCUCUCGUUAGGAAGCAAGCCAUUGGAAUGUGAGAACAUGACGAUUGACGAAAGUUUGAUUACUUUGUGAUCAGGCUGAGUAUGCAUGCUUUGUUUUAAAUAUUCAAUGGACCAAAAAUAAAACUGAUCAAAUAACGCGACGAUCAUUUCCCUAAAGGGAAAUAAUUUUCAAAUGGUAUAAAUGAAUAAGCCAUUUGCCAUUCAUCCGUCAGGUAGCUCGGUUGCUUCUUAUCCGUUACGAUUCUUUGUAUUAAUUAUUGAGAGAAUUGUUACCUUUGGCAAUAGAAAGAUAAUAGAAAACAUUAACGACUUCAGGAAAGAAUAUAUCAUUAACGUUUAAUUAUAAUAUAAUGUUGUGACAUGAAUUUGUACAAUGAAAGUAUGACGACUUGUAUGUACCUGUUGCUAUUCUACAAACGAGCUAAGCGCUAAGUUGUAUGUACAUGGUGGAAGUCUCGGCAGUGAAACCCUGUCCAAAGACCUGUAAAGAUGAUUUUAUUAAUUGAGUAAUAUGCAGUUGUUACUAAUGUCUUGCCUGAAACUUAUGAGAUCACGAAAAGGUGAAUUACUAUAACGAAGUA